This is a messenger RNA of Cladocopium goreaui, 961 nucleotides long. The record is from the annotation of a GenBank genome assembly. NCBI's taxonomy places the organism in Eukaryota, Dinophyceae, Suessiales, Symbiodiniaceae.
GCAAAGGUCUCAGGUCACCUUGCAACUCGAUGCCAUCCACAGGCACGGUGAAGUCAUUCAACCCUACGAAGGGAUGGGGCUUCAUCGACUGCUGUGGAGUUGAUGUCUUUGUCCAUGUGAAGUACUGCAUUGGCGGACAACCAGCUGUUGGUGACGAAGUCACCUUUGACAUCGAGAAAAAUCCCAAGUGCCCAGAGCAGCCACAAGCGAAGAAUGUGCGAGGAUGUAGCGCACAAAGGGCUGAUGAGGUCAACAAACAGUUGAUUGCUGACAUGCUUGGUAUGGGCGACAAGCCUGAAGAUGACAUGCCCAAAGGAGCAUUCGAGGGGAUUGUCAGAGCCUACAACCCUGCGAAAGGUUUUGGCUUCAUCGAGCCUGCCAUGUAUCGUCAACCUGUGUUGCUUAGAGCUGUGGAUUGUCAACGAGAACCCAAAGUUGGGGACAAGGUGAACUUCGAUGUUGAGCCCGUGAAGCUGGAGGAUGGCACCGUUCAGCUGAAGGCAAUCAAUGUGACCAGUGAACGCCCUGGUGAAGAGCUGGGCGCUGAUGGGAAGGGCUAUGGACCUGUCCUGGAGCGCAAGAAGGGCUGCGGCAGAAAAGGCUCGCAGGAUACCGUCAAGUCAACCAGCCGAAUCCGUGGUGUGGUACACUCUUGGAUUACCGAACGCGGCUGGGGCUUUGCCACCAUCCCAGGAUGUACAGACAUCUUCGUGCACUCACACCACUGCGUUGGAGGAUUUAUUCCAACGCCUGGUGAUGUGCUGGAGUUCGAACUGGAGAAGGGAAAGAAGAAAGAUGGAACAAUCAAUUUCACUGCGAUUAACGUGACGCUGGCUACACCACAUGUCCCAGCGAUGGGUCCCAAACCUGCAGAAAAUAUUGUCCCCUUGGGCAUCAAAAGGAUGAUGUGCAAGGUGAGACACGGCGAUCCAACUGCUUUUGGAGAAUAGCGCCCGCAAAA